CCGAGCCGGGGUCUGGGGUCCACGGCUUGGAGCCCCGUCCAGCCCUCGCCCAGGCGGGGGACAGGGGCUGCAUGGCUGCCCGCCACCUCCUCCUCACCACCAUGAAGCAGAUCUGCCUCUGUGCCGCUGCCUCCUUCGCGAGCCAGGACUGGACCAAGAACGAUGAGAAGCUCCUGCAAGCCGUGGACUACAACGAUGCCGGGAGGGUGACGUCGCUCCUGGUUCGCAAGGGCCUGGUCCCCACCAAGCUGGACUCGGAGGGCAAAUCCGCGUUCCACCUGGCUGCCACACGGGGCAAUGUGGACUGCCUGGAAGCCAUGCUGGCUCACGGCGUGGAUGCCAUGACCAAGGACAGCUCGGGUUACACCGCCCUGCACUUGGCCUCCAAGCACGGCCACCCGCAGUGCGUCAGCAAACUGCUGCAGGCCUCCUGUCCUGUGGACGUGGCUGAUGGCAGCGGCCGAACAGCUCUGCACCACGCAGCGGUCAGCGGCUGCAUCUCGUGCUCAGAGAUCCUCUGUGAUUUCAAGGCUCCCUUGAACAUCAAGGACAAGGAUGGCUCCACACCGCUGAUCCUCGCUGCCAAGAUGAGCCACUCGGAGCUGUGCCGGUACCUGCUGCACCGCGGCGCGGCUGUCAACAGCCGGGACCUGCAGGGGAGGACAGCCCUGAUGCUGGCCUGUGAGAACGGCAGCGUGGAGACCGUGGAGGUGCUGGUCAACGGCGGUGCCCGGGUGGCUGUGGUGGACUCCACAGGCCACGAUGCUGCUCACUACAGCCUGGCCACAGGCAAUGCUCUCAUCCAGCACUUCCUGCAAGAGGCUGCUCAGCGCCGGUCCUGGGCCAGUGAAGAGGAAUCAGUUGAGCAGAUGUCCCAGACGUCUUCACCCAGCCAGUCAUCUGUCAGGGAGAAGAGCAGCACUCCAAGGAAGAGAAAGGCCCCUCUGCCUCCCCUGGGCCUCCCCAACCAGGAGGACCGUGAUGCCUACGAGGAGAUCGUGCGGCUGCGGCAGGAGAGGGCACAGUUCCUGCAGAAGAUCCGGGGCCUGGAGCAGCAGGAGAAGCAGAGACGGGAGCGGGCAGAGCUGGACGAGGGCUCCCUGCGCUCCAUGGAGAAGCAGAUCCAGGAGCUGGAGGAGAAGCUGGUGGUGCGGGACGGUGAGAAGGAGAGGCUGGGCAAGGAGGUGGAGGCUCUGCGAAGCCGCUUGUCCUCGCUGGAGAACGAGAAGGAGAACACGAGCUACGACAUUGAGACGCUGCAGGACGAGGAGGGAGAUCCACUGGAGUUCCCAGGGGCAGAGCUGCUGCUCUCCAAGAAGACGUUGAGCCCCUCGGCUGAGGAGCUGCUGGCCACGCUGCAGGGGCAGGUUCAGUCCCUCACCAUGCAGAACAAGGAGCUGAGGGAGAAAAUACAGGUGCUGGAGAACUACGAGCGAGACGAGAGCAGCCCGUCCGUCCCCGGGGCCGUGGUGCCCGUCAGCCUCUACAACGCCCUGCAGCGGGAGCUGGAGCAGCUGCGCGGCACGGCCGUGGGGGCCGGGGGGCAGCCGGGGCGGCAGGACGCUGCCUCGGAGCACACCGGGACGGGCGGCGCGGCACAGCCACCUGCCGAGGAGCCGGCCCGGAGCCGGGGCGAGCCGCCGGAGCCGCGGGCGCCGAGCUGCUCCUCGGAGGCCGGUGCGGAGCUGGCGGAGGCGCGGGCGGCCCUGCGGCAGGCGCGGGCGGCGCUGGAGGAGCGGGAGCGGCGGCUGAAGGAGCUGCAGGCCCGCGUGGACGCCGUGGAGGCCGCGGCCUCGCCAGAGGAGGCAUCGAGGGAGAAGGAGGCCUUGCUGGCGCGCUGCGGCCGGGCCGAGGCUGAGGCCGAGGCGCUGCGGCGGGAGCUGGAGGCCAAGGCGCCGGCCCGGCCGGCGGCCGGCGGCCCCGAGGCAGAGCCGGUGGCGCUGGAGCGACGGGUGUCGGAGCUGGCGCGGCAGCACGAGGAGGCGACGGCCCAGCUGGGGAAGCUGCGCGAGACGCUGGGGCGCAGGGAGGCCGAGCUGGGCGGCCUGAGGGAGCAGCUGGCCGCGCGGCCCGUGAGCCGGCGGGAGCACGACGAGGCCCUGGCGCGGCUGCGGCAGGCGACGGCGGAGGCCGAGGGCCGAGUGCCGCGGGACGAGCACGCCCGGGCCGUGGCGGCGCUGGAGGAGCAGGCGCGGGCGCUGCGGGAGCGGGCGGCCGAGCUGGAGGCGGCGGCCGAGGCCAAGGGGCGCGAGGCCGCCCGGCUGCAGGCCGAGCUGGCCACGGCCGUGCCGCGGGGAGAGCACGAGGCGGCGCAGGACGGGCUGCGGGCCGAGGCGGCGGCGCUGGCGCAGCGGCUGGCCGAGCUGUCGCGGCGGCACGAGAAGACGUGCGAGGAGGUGUUCCGGGUGCAGCGGCAGGCGCUGUUCAUGAAGAGCGAGCGGCAGGCGGCCGAGGAGCGACUGGCGGCCGCGCAGAAGCAGCUGGAGGAGGCGCGCGACGAGGCGCGGAAGCUGCGGGAGCUGCACGGCCACGCCGAGGACUCGGCACGGCUCGUCAGGGAGAGGGACAGGAAGAUCACUGAGCUGUCUAAGGAGGUCUUCAGGCUGAAGGAAGCCCUGCACGCCCUCCCCGACUCCCGGGGAGCACCACAGGCAGCCCCCAACACAGCCACGCUCCAGGCCAGGAUCCAGGCACUGCAGGAGAAGCUGGAGGAGACAGAGCUGCGCCACGGCAAGGUGGUGACGCUGUACCGCCGGCACCUGCUCUGCGCCGUGCAGGGCCACAUGGACGAGGAUGUCCAGAAACUCCUCUGCCAGAUCCUGAGGAUGCAGCAGCUGCAGGAGCAGGGCAGAUGAGCCCCUGCCAGUGCAGCAGUGCCACAGGGGUCAGGGCAUGGCCAGUGACAUGGCCAGACACGGGCCAGGCCUGCGAUCGCACCCUUUGUGCCCCUUUGCUUCAGGGCAGCACCCUGUCACUGGCACCCACCGCCUACCCGGCCCUGGGGGGCUGUGGCAGCCUCCCACUCCCCCCCUGCACCCCAACACA
Molecule: messenger RNA, 3045 nt
Organism: Colius striatus (speckled mousebird)
Lineage: Eukaryota; Metazoa; Chordata; Aves; Coliiformes; Coliidae
Gene: ANKRD24
Product: ankyrin repeat domain 24
Exons: 19
Coding region: 72-2855 (927 amino acids)
Molecular function (GO): actin binding
Source: RefSeq, a predicted model, not a curated record